UGCCCCAUCAUUGGUGUCAGUGUGGGAGGAAUAGUGCCCCAUCAUUGGUGUCAUGUGGGAGGAAUAGUGCCCCAUCAUUGGUGUCAGUGGGGGGGGAAUAGUGCCCCAUCGUUGGUGUCAGUGGGGGGGAAUAGUGCCCCAUUGUUGGUGUCAGUGGGGGGAGGAAUAGUGCCCCAUCAUUGAUGUCAGUGUGGGGGGGGAAUAGUGCCCCAUCACUGGUAUCAGUGGGGGGGGGGGGAAUAGUGCUUCAUCGUUGGUGUCAGUGGGGGUGGGUAUAGUGCCCCAUCGUUGGUGUCAGUGGGAGAAAUAGUGCCCCAUCGUUGGUAUUAGUGACACCAAUGAUGGGGCACUAUUCCUCCCACUGACACCAAU
This is a messenger RNA of Staurois parvus, 372 nucleotides long. The record is from the annotation of a GenBank genome assembly. Lineage: Eukaryota; Metazoa; Chordata; Amphibia; Anura; Ranidae.